Molecule: messenger RNA, 1112 nt
Organism: Cetraspora pellucida
Lineage: Eukaryota; Fungi; Glomeromycota; Glomeromycetes; Diversisporales; Gigasporaceae
Source: the annotation of a GenBank genome assembly
CUAAAAGAGAAGUAAAAGCAAUAGAACAAGUAGUUGAGAAAGAAAUGAAUGAGAAAGAAAUAAAAUCUAUUGACAAGGAAGAGGCAGAAGAUCCUAUGACUUUUUAUUCAUUACCUGCUCUCGUCUUUCAAUCCGUGAAAUUCUGUCAGUCGAAUCAUUCACAUUAUGUAAUGCGAAUCAGGCGGAUUGGUGGCUUCGUCCCAAGAUGUUGGUUUAAUUGUGCGGUUCACGGGUCUUCUCGUAUAAUGAUUGAGCAGAAGAAAGAUGAAAAAAGUUGCAUCUUUCCUACAACUCCGAUUUCAGAAUUACAAGAUAGGUCUUUUCCAAAAACGUCGGCAUGUUUAGUUAUAGGUGAUGAGAUUCUCAAUGGAAAGACUGUUGACUCAAAUUCCGGAUUUUUCGCAAAAUUUUGUUUUGAUUUUGGGAUUUCUUUGAAAAGAAUUGAAGUUAUUCCGGACAAGGAAGAAGAAAUAAUUGAAGCUGUAAGGCGUUUUAGCAAUAAUUACGACUUUGUCGUUACUAGCGGCGGCAUUGGACCUACUCAUGAUGACAUCACGUAUCUAUCGAUCGCUCGCGCAUAUAAUCUUCCGUUGAAUUACCAUCAACCAACACUAGAAAGGAUGGUUGACACAGUACAAUGUAUACCAUCUCACUUGAAAACAUUGGAAUCAAAACCAACGAAAGCAAUGGUAGAAGCAAAACAUCGAAUGGCAUUAUUCCCACAUCCCUCUCGUGUUAUUUAUCCUGAUGAAAAACUAUGGAUUCCUAUAGUUAUUGUUAAUGAGAAUAUUCAUAUCUUACCUGGUGUUCCAAAACUAUUUAAAGCAUUGCUUACUGGAUACAGUAAAUAUAUUAAAGGUGAUAAAUUUGUUAGAAAGUUUGUUAAAACAUAUUAUCCAGAGUCUUUUAUUGCACCAAUAUUAACGGAAGCUCAAGAGAAAGUAAAAGAUUUUGGUGUUAAAAUUGGUAGCUAUCCUGAAAUGACGGAUGAUAAUAGACAUGUAGUGGUAGUAAGUUUUUUAGCCAAAGAUAAUGCUGUAACUGCUGAAGUUGUUGAAAAAAUUUCCAAGGAGGUUUCUGAAAAAAUAGAUGGUGUGAUUAUUGAUAUUUGA